CGGUGCAUGUCUUCGGAGCAAAGUCACCGUUGCUAGAAUUCAAAAAAUAGAAAUUCUAAGAGGAGGGGCAUUUUGGUGAUUAUCCACCGAACCACGAAACGUGGCACCAAACGAUAGGAAACUCUAGCUUACGCGGUGUCGUUUCCACAUAUAUUCCCCAUUUUGCCUCUCAACAAUCACUCUUAUUACCACUCACCGCCACUCCCACUCCCCACUCUCUCUUCACCGUCAAACUCAAGCUUCCCGUUUUCCGAUCCCUCUUCUCCCACGCGCUUCUCACUCCCACCUUCCCCACGCGACGUUGGUGUUUUCUAGAAUACACUUCGUUUUUUUUUCUUCUUCUCUCUUUAUGACAAUGUCGUUUUGUUCGAGCUGCGAGCGUUUUGUAUUCCACGCCGAGAUUUGAACUUCGCGAAGAGAUUCAGCUCUUUUUCUUCUUUCUAUGGCUCUUGGAGAGUUCUCUGUGUAGGAAACAACGGUUAUUGGUUCUGUGUGUGAGGUGAACGAGAAACAAACUCGGUUAGGUUUUUCGGUUGGGGUUUUUGAGGGAUUUAGGGUUCGUGUGGUUUGGAUUUUGGGGAUGAAUCGGAGUUUCAGGGCUCAGGAAUCGCAAAUGCACGCUGCGUUGAAGCAGAGGGAGCAGCAAUUUGGGGGUUUGAGGACUUCGGUGAUGAAGGAGAAGGAGGAAGAGCUCGCAUUGUUUCUGGAGAUGAAGAAGCGCGAGAAGGAGCGCAAUGAUCUUCUUCUUAACAGCUCCGAGGAGUUCGAUGCAGCUCUUGUGUCUAAUGGGGGUGCUAAUCCCAUUUUUAAUAUUUCGUCUUCUACGCCGGCUCCUGUGCGGAAGACUGGUGUUGAUGAUUUUCUCAAUUCGGAGAAUGAUAAGAAUGACUAUGACUGGCUUCUAACUCCUCCUGGUACUCCCCUUUUUCCUUCUUUGGAAAUGGAAAGUCGAAAGACUGUUAUGAGUCGGCUUGGUACUCCAACCACACGUCCUGUAGCAUUAAAAUCCAGGUUAGCAAAUCAUCAAUCAGAGCCUGCUGGGAGGACUAAUUUAGUAUCUAAACAACCUACUUCCUCUCCUGGGUUGAGCUCUUCAAGUGGUGGGACUAGGAGGCCUUCAUCAUCAGGGGGUCCAGGAUCACGACCUGCAACACCUACUGGGCGUCCUACAUUAACCACUUCUUCUAAAUCAUCAAGAUCUUCGACACCUACAUUAACCACAUCUUCAAAAUCAUCAUCUUCAAAAUCAUCAAGACCUUUGACACCUACAUUAACCACAUCUUUAAAAUCAUCAAGACCUUCGACACCUACUAGAUCCAUGGUAACAUCCAAGACCACAACUUCCACCAUCAAGCCUGCAGUUUCUGCCACUAAGCAUUUGGCUUCUGCCACUGAGACUCCGGUCCCUGCAACUAAACCAACAAUUCCAUCAAGAUCCUCUACACCUUUGUCAAGAUCUGCUGCAAGAUCUUCAACUCCAACUAGCAGGGCUACUUUACCUCCUUCCAGGCCCACAUCAAGAGCAACUACUCCAACCCGGCGACCCUCUUCAUCGAGUGAACCCAGUAUAUAUGCUUCUUCAGUUAAAGCUUGUUUGAGCCCCAAGCCCGCCUCUGUGACAUCAAGGCAGCCAACUCAUGUGACAGCAAGAAAGCAGGCUCCUGUGAACUCAAGGCAGGCAGCACCACCAUCACGUGGCACUUCACCAACAGUGAGAUCAAGACCGUGGAAGCCAUCUGAGAUGCCAGGUUUUUCACUUGAUGCCCCACCUAAUUUGAGAACAACAUUACCUGACAGGCCACUGUCAGCAACUAGGGGCAGGCCUGGAGCUCCCACUUCCCGGUCUUCAUCUGUUGAGCCUUCUUCUAGUGGAAGACCCAGGCGACAAUCAUGCUCUCCUUCAAGAGGACGGGCUUCCAAUGGCAGCGUUCAUAUCAGUGGAAACUCCAUGCCAGCAGUUAACCGUGGGCACUCCAAAGUAAAUGACAAUGUUAGUCCUGUUGUAAUGGGCAACAAAAUGGUCGAGAGGGUAAUAAAUAUGCGAAAACUAGCACCUCCAAUGAUUGAAGACAAAAACUCUCCCCAUAGUAAUCUGUCUGGCAGGUCAGCUUCAUCUCCAGAUAGCUCAGGUUUUGGAAGAACACUUUCAAAGAAGUCCUUGGAUAUGGCUAUUAGACAUAUGGAUAUACGGAGAACCAUUCCUGGCAAUUUACGGCCUUUGAUGACAAACAUUCCAGCAUCUUCUUUGUAUAGCGUGAGGUCUGGAUCUCAUCAUGGCCGAACAAUUAGUGUUUCAGGCUCUCCUCAUGCCACAAGCAGUAAUGCUAGUUCCGAACUGAGUGUAAACCAAAAUGGCAUUUGUUUAGAUAGCAGUGAGGUAGAUGAUGAUAUUGGCAGUGAGAGAUGUGGUCAAUCCCCUGCCAGUGUACGGGGCAGGUAAACUUUUCACACUGGGUAAUUCUGCAUAUUUAACUAGCAUCAACGUUCUUAUCCUGGUUUCAGCCAUAGCGGAUUUGCUUAUGGAGCUAACCAUGCUUGUACUAAUGUAAAGCUUCUUGGAAGUGAAUCAAGUGAUGUAACCUCAUGUAAUGAGAGGCACUCUGAUUUUAAGUAGAUGGGUUAUAUGUUGUAGCGGUAAUGCUCAUUUUUUGAAACAAACCGAGGUUUAUCCUCCAUUUAUGGAAAUUGAGCUUAUUAUCUGGAAACAAUAAGCCAGAUAUUUAUCCCAUGUCAAUGUAAAUGCUCGACUAAUUCGCCUAGAUAGCAUUAGGCCUUUAGGCUUCACUUCGUAGUUUAUUUUUAUUUUA
Molecule: messenger RNA, 2807 nt
Organism: Glycine soja
Lineage: Eukaryota; Viridiplantae; Streptophyta; Magnoliopsida; Fabales; Fabaceae
Product: mucin-5AC-like
Exons: 5
Coding region: 581-2440 (619 amino acids)
Biological process (GO): cortical microtubule organization
Cellular component (GO): cortical microtubule
Source: RefSeq, a predicted model, not a curated record